Molecule: messenger RNA, 3794 nt
Organism: Triticum dicoccoides
Lineage: Eukaryota; Viridiplantae; Streptophyta; Magnoliopsida; Poales; Poaceae
Exons: 2
Coding region: 1231-2721 (496 amino acids)
Source: RefSeq, a predicted model, not a curated record
GGCACAAAUCUCUCUCCCUCAUCCCUCCUUCUCCACCUCCAGCCGCCGCCACGGCCAGGCUGGCGUGGUUGUGCGCCAGCAGCCUCCAUCCACUACACCAACAGCACCCAGUACCACCAUCACCUCCAUCCACCAGCACCACACCACCCAUCCACCUCUCCCUGCUGCUUCCCCUUGCUACUCACGCCCUGGACCAGCCAUUGGGGUCGCCGGCGUCUGAUCCCCCGCGCGCCUCCAACCGCUGCUGCUCUUCCUUCUCCAAAUCCCCAAACUGCUGCUCCUAUUUCUUACAGACCUGCUGCUGCUUCUUCUUGCGCCCCUUGCUGCUCUUCCUCUCUCCAGCGCCCCUUCCUGCUUCUCCAGCGUCUCCUGCUGCUGCUCCCAACUCCCUGCUGCUAUCUCUCUCUACUUCCCCUGCUACUCUUCUUCUCUGAACCUACCUGCUGCUGCUGCUCUCUCUCUCUUUAUCUCUCUCUCUCUCUCUCUCUCAAAUUUCUGUAACUUUGAGAAGUUUAUUGUUCAGUACUUUGUAAUAUUCAACAUUGAGAUGUUUUAUUACAUGUAAUAUUCAGAUUUGUUAAGAGUAAUAUCCUACUGUUUGGUUCAGAUUCGAAGUUCAAUAUAAAUGCUUGAUUAGUAUGUCCUUUGUGCUGACUAGUUGAUACUUGUCACUUUGAGAAAUAUUUGACCUGUUAUACUUUGUUUAGUGAAACAGUAUUCUUCAUAUGUCUUAGUAUUGUUUCUUCCCUUUGUUCAUGUAUGAUAGUUAUAUAUGUGUCCUUGCCAUAUUAUUCCCCUUUGUGUUAGUAUCUUAAUUUCUCAAGUACUACAAAAAUACCAAAAACAAAGUUAGUAAAAUCUGAAUCUACAUUUGCUUAUCCACAUUUUCAUUGGUGACAAUCUUGAUAGUUUAGGUUUACUUUCUGUUUCCGUCACCCGAAUUGUGUUACCUAGAUUUAGCCGAGCAUAGUCGUCGUCGCCUAGUCCCUGUGGAGAACACGACAUCCAUAGUUUGGGGCGUAAAACCCCCGCUAUAUUACAAUAGAUCAUUUUGGCGCCGUUGCCUGGGACUAGCGUCGUGUGAUUGUGUUAGGCUAUAGACUAGGUUUUUCUUCUUUUUCUACUUUGUGCCAUAUAUUCGUGAUAUAUCUCUAACCACUAACCCCUGUUCUAGUUAGUAUUUUUUGUGUUUUCUUUUCCUUUUUACAGGUUAGAACUAUCUUCUCGGUUAUGGCUUACUAUUCAGAUCAUCAGGCUUAUGCGAGCAACACUACAAACAGCACGGAAAGUAUUCAAGAACUGAUAGGUAAGAUUUCCCAUCGAUUAGAUGAUUUAGCUCAGCAGCGAGAAGUAGUUUUUGAGGAUAGGCCUAGUUCUUACGAUCCUUAUUCCAGAGGCCAUCCUUAUGUUGCUCCUACUUGCCAUAUUUGUGGAUUUCAGGGCCAUUCGCCCGCUGAAUGUCAGCGUGGCUACUCUCACACUCCAGAUUGUUCUGGCAUGAGCUUCGCUCAAGAGCAUAGCUCAUACCAAAACAAUUACUCAUAUGGGUGGCCUGAAAACCCUAAUAUGUCAUAUAGGAGCAACAACCCUGAGAUCUCAUCGUUUUCUUCUAGUAAUCAUAUGCAGGGAUUUAGGUAUGAAGAGGAGAGCCACAACUAUGCUCCACAACAUAUUUAUUCAGCUCCUACUCAUAUACCUCAACUCCAGGACAUGUUGCCAAUGGAGUUAAAUGGUCCUCCAUUUGGUCAACCAACAUCUUCAACACAAGUGCCCACACAAGAUGACUUUGAUGAUAUAGACAAGCUCACAUUGCUUGGUCUCGAGUUCACUUGGAGUGCCGAAGAUGAUCCAAUUAGGCCGGUGAUACUAGAGAAAAUGAAGAAGAUUAAGAGUGGAAAGGAGCUAGUGGAAGAAGUAAGGAAGAUUGAGAAGAACAUCAACGCUGGCAGUACUAUAUCAUCACAAUUUGAGUUGAGUGUGGCUGAGAUAUCCAUUGAUACAUGUGAGGUUCCAACACCUUCACAUUCAGCUGAGCAAGAUAGCGAGAGUCCAGAGGAAGAGAUACUUCAGAUCCAAGAAGAAAUUCUCGAAGCCAAGGCACAAGAUGAUCCAGAGCUCGAACAACAAAGUGAUCAAGUUGAAGACUCAUCAUCUAUUACUCUUGAAGAAGCAAAAGAAGUUGAUGUGAUUGAAGAUGAAGAACCAGAAACGCAUUUGCCCAUCGUCAUACAGGAGCGUGAUUUAGCAGGUUUAUCCAAUCCUCUUGAUGACAUGCUUCCUUAUGAGAUCUUUGCUGCUACUUUCCAUUGUGUUAUACCAUCAAUUAAGCUAGACUUGAAAAAUUAUUUGCUUGGACAUGAUCAUACAUACAUUGUUGGUGGCAUUGCUCUCAUUCCUGAUGAUGACACUUAUUUUCCUUAUGCUAGUCCUAUGCUUAAUGAAACAUAUUAUUCCCAUGCUAGUCUUGAGCUUAAUGAUAAAUUUCAUCCUCAUGUUAGUGUCGACCUUGCUGAUUUCUACCAUCCUAAACAUGUGCUUUAUAGGUAUGCUUAUGUAAUUGGAUAUUUGAUUGAUGACUUGGAGGGUAUUAUCCCUACCACUUGCAUUGUCUCUUUCGUUGAGUGCUCUUUCAGGUUUUUGCUUGUGCACGAUCCAUUACAUGCUGACCAGGUUCGAGGUGACAUUCCUUGGGACCCUGGUGGGCUCAGAGCAUGGGGAUGAGGAGAAGCAAGGGGGCACACACGAGGAAGAGUGAAGCUCGAGCAGGCAUGGGGAUAGAGAAGCAAAAAGAGAAGAGCUGCAGUUUAGAGAGCGUUGAGCGAGUGCUACUUCCUAUAUAAACCCGAAAUGUGUGCAAAUGCACUAUAAACUACAAGUUUCUGUCCAUGUGGCAAUCGAGAUGAGCAUAUGAAAGAAGAGAAGGAAGAGGGACUUGAGUGUGAUGGAUAUUAAAGCUCCAAGGGCAAGAAAGAAAGAGUGGAGGGAUCAACUUGUGAAGUAGGCAGAGAAGUAGAAGGGCCGAAGUGCAAAAGUGCAGAUCUGAGGAGAGGGUCAAAAUCCCUAGCAGCAGCCCCGAUCCCCUUUUGGGCCUGGCACACAUCUCUCUCCCUCAUCCCUCCUUCUCCACCUCCGGCCGCCGCCACGGCCAGGCCGGCGUGGUGGUGCGCCAGCAGCCUCCAUCCACUACACCAAGAGCACCCAGUACCACCAUCACCUCCAUCCACCAGCGCCACACCACCCAUCCACCUCUCCCUGCUGCUUCCCCUUGCUACUCACGCCCUGGACCAGCCAUUGGGGUCGCCGGCGUCUGAUCCCCCGCGCGCCUCCAACCGCUGCUGCUCUUCCUUCUCCAAAUCCCCAAACUGCUGCUCCUCUUUCUUACAGACCUGCUGCUGCUUCUUCUUGCGCCCCUUGUUGCUCUUCCUCUCUCCAGCGCCCCUUCCUGCUUCUCCAGCGUCUCCUGCUGCUGCUCCCAACUCCCUGCUGCUAUCUCUCUCUACUUCCCCUGCUACUCUUCUUCUCUGAACCUACCUGCUGCUGCUCUCUCUCUCUCUCUCAAAUUUCUGUAACUUUGAGAAGUUUAUUGUUCAGUACUUUGUAAUAUUCAGCAUUGAGAUGUUUUAUUACAUGUAAUAUUCAGAUUUGUUAAGUGUAAUAUCCUACUAUUUGGUGCAGAUUCGAAGUUCAAUAUAAAUGCUUGAUUAGUAUGUCCUUUGUGCUAACUAGUUGAUACUUGUCACUUUGAGAAAUAUUUGACCUGUUAUACUUUGUUUAGUGAAACAGUAUUCUUCAUA